This is a messenger RNA of Gregarina niphandrodes, 1410 nucleotides long. Its product is annotated as putative 26S proteasome non-ATPase regulatory subunit 12. Gene Ontology annotation, cellular component: proteasome regulatory particle, lid subcomplex; nuclear proteasome complex; cytoplasm. NCBI's taxonomy places the organism in Eukaryota, Apicomplexa, Conoidasida, Eugregarinorida, Gregarinidae. The transcript has 2 exons. Bases 1 to 1410 code for a protein of 469 amino acids. The record is from RefSeq and is a predicted model, not a curated record.
AUGGAUCCGGGAGCUGCGGCGUUCAAGGACCCUGUUGCGCAAAAGGACUUGGCUGAGGUUGCGCAGAGUGCGAUCGACACGGCCGAGACGUAUCUGAAUGCCGACCAGCUGGCGGACGCCGUGAAUGCGAUAAUCGUUGCGGAGAAAGAAUGCAGAAAUAACGCGGAUGGGGCGUCUGGGGCGAGGUUGUGUGUGUGGUUACUGAAGAAGUUGUUUGAGGGCGGAAAGGUGGACGACGCGUGCGAAUGGGUGAUGACGGCGAGUAAGAAGCGGUCUCAGUUGAAGCGUGUGCAGAUUGACCUGGUUCGGGAGGGGAUGGAAUGGAUCGGACGGAUGCCGGACCGGGCGACGAAGUACAAGUUGUUGGAUACGUUGUGUAAAAUAACAGAAGGCAAGUUGUUUGUAGAGGUGGAGCGUGCGCGAACUAUUUUACAGUUAGCGCACGUGAAGGAGGAGGAGGGUGACAUAGCUGCUGCGGCGGCGGUGAUUCAGGAGGUGCAGGUUGAAGGCAACAUUUACAUGGACAAGUUUGAAAAGGGUUUCUAUUUGCUUGAGCAGAUGCGUCUAGUCAUCGCGAAAGGCGACUGGGCGCGGUGUCAGAUUGUAGCCAAAAAGGUGAAUAAGAGAACGAUUGAGGGAGAGGGUUUUGAGCUGAUUAAGCUCAUGUUUUACGGUUACAUGGCGCAAUACUAUAAUCACGAGAAAGAUAUGACGAACCUAGCAGAGUGUUACGCGUCUUGCCUGAACAGCAAAUUGGACGCGGAGUCCGUCGACCUCAAGAAGCUUGAGGCGUUCCUGCCGGCGGAAAUCGACAUUCAGUUCGGCGAGGGUAAGAAACUUGAGCUAUGGUACUUGUCUUCGCUGCUGAUUGCGCUGGCCGUCAGCGAGGAGAGCCCGGAGAAGGUGAGCAGCAUCCGUGUGGUGCUCAAAAAGCACGAAAAGGCGCUCCGCAAACUCACUCAUAUUCGUGAACUGGGUGAACAACUCACCCAAGAUGAUGUUUCACCAUGGCAACCCGGGUGCAUACAAACGGUUCUACAACACCCCCUCCUUAACUCCGAUCAACUCCUACCCGACGUUGAAGACCGACGCAAGGCUCUCGAACUCGCAUACCUCCAUCACAACCUCGUCGUAGUCUCUAAAUUCUACAAACGGACCAGUCUACAAGGACUCAGCAAACUCCUCUGCUUCAACCAAGAAGAGACAGAAGACAAUCUGUGCACACUCAUCCUUAAAGGUAACAUACAGGCCAAAAUCAACAGACCUGCAGGUAUCGUCGUCUUCAACCAAACUCGAGAGGAAGACGCCGUCAACAACUGGGCCGCCGCCAUUUCCCGCACUCUUGACGGGCUCUGCGAAGCUUGCAACCUGAUCGACAAAGAAUGCCAAAAGACACCCCUGUCCACCUGA